AUGGGCAAUUACAGGUUUAGAUUAUCAGAUAUGAUACCAAAUGCCUGGUUCUACAAGCUCAAAGAUAUGAACAAGACCAGAAACUGGAAAAAUGCCAACCCUUCGAAGAAAAAACAGCAAAAUACAACGCCAUCAUCAGUUGCCCAACCAAUUCAGCCAUCAAUAAACAGUCAAACAUCCCACCUCUCUGACCAAAGAAAAUCUUAUUAUUUCACUAGGGAUCUUAAUCCUGAACCAAAUAAUCUCACAUUCUACAACAAUUCAUCAUCCACUACACGAGUUUGCGAAAAACAAUUUCCAGAACUGCCAAGAAAAUCAUCCAGGAGGAGACGAAGCACGAAGAUAAUAAGAAAUUCUAGUGUUCGGCCUUCUUCCAGGCUUGUUAGCAGCACGUCCAUUUCGGCGGGUUGCAGAUGUGAAUCAAAUGUCAAAUCCGUGUGGAUUAAACCGGAUUCAACCCCGGAAGAGUACCCGAAUUCACCAGAUGGAAGUUCCUCGUCCGAGAACAAAUCUCUCUUGCCUGAAUAUGGUUCAGAUAGGGAUACAUUUGAUGGCAUGAUUUCAUGGUCAACCUCGUGUCGAUGCAGAAUUGAGAACAAUAUCAUUAUUGACAUGGAAAAUCGAAAGUCAUUUGACGAAAAAUCUGUUGCGACUAAUCACAAGUUUGAUGGUUUUGAAAAUCUUCCUCCAAUCAUCACCAAGCGGAGUAAAACCGGCUAUGCGAAAAAGGAAACAAAACCGACAGAGACUACUAACCCGGCCAAGAUUCUCAGAACCUCGGCCAAAUUUGAGGAGAAAAAUGCAUUCGGAUCCCUGUCUGUUAAGGUUGUCAAGGAGGACAUUCUGAGUACUUCUCCCAAACAACAUAAGGCUACUAUAAGUCCUGUCAGAAGAUUUCCAUGGAAUUCACCAGGUCUCAAACUGAGGACUAAUUCUCCGAGGCUUGCAGCGAGCCGGAGAGUUCAGGGCCGGAAAAGUACGGUGUCUACUUCAAGUUCGAGCUCAAGAAGAAGUGUAUCAGAGAGUUUUGCAAUAGUGAAAUCAUCUCAGAAUCCACAGAGAGAAUUUAGGGAAUCAAUGGUGGAGAUGAUUGUGGAGAACAACAUCACAGCAUCAAAAGAUUUGGAGGAACUUCUUGCCUGCUAUCUUUCACUCAAUUCUGAUGAAUAUCAUGAUCUGAUCAUCAAUGUGUUCAAGCAGAUUUGGUUUGAUAUUAUUGAUAUUUGA
Molecule: messenger RNA, 1227 nt
Organism: Fraxinus pennsylvanica
Lineage: Eukaryota; Viridiplantae; Streptophyta; Magnoliopsida; Lamiales; Oleaceae
Source: the annotation of a GenBank genome assembly